CGAACGCUUUUUAUAUUGUUAACUGCUCAAAUAGCAUUUAGUUAAAAUCUAACUAACACAUUCAAUCAUUGACCAGCAAGACAUGAUUACCGAUGUCGAGUCUUUCCUGCAUUGAAAUGAUAAAGCGUGGCUACAAAUUUAUAUUCAUAGGACUAGCAGUGGUAUGCAUUUUUGUGUUUGUUCCUCGUUACAUGAGGGGAGAGGCUGUUCCCCGUAGGCUGGACAUGUUGCCGCGGAUGGACGUGCGGGCGGUUUUAAGUGAUUCAGCGGAAAAGCUGCUACUUUAUUGGAAGCCAUUUAAUGGAAAUGGGUUUUUAAUCCCAGAACAGAACUGUUUGAAAAGAUGUCCAGUGAAAUGUAACAUAACAGAUGACAAAAGCAUGUUCUAUGACGCUGAUUUAAUAAAUUACCACCUGACGGAUUUAUGGCCGGAUAACUGGCACAUCGGUACAUCAAAGACGAUUGAAUUUCCGGCAUAUCGCCGAAAGGAACAGAUUUGGGUGGUCACUAACCAAGAGCCUCCUUCAAACUUGUUUGGAAAUCUCAGGGUUUUUAAUAGACUGUUUAACUGGACUAUGUGGUACCGAACUGAUUCAUUGGUUCCUUUACAGUAUGGGUGGUCAGUUGCUUUGACAGAAGAUGAGUCGUCCAGUUCAACAAAAGAUUUGGAACAACGUAACUUCUACCGAGAGAAAAGUAGAAACAUUACUGGUAGGAUUAGUAACUGUGGGGACGCCUCGAGGAGAUACAGAUUGGUUCACAAAAUGCAACAACAUCUGGAUAUCGAUAUGUAUGGCGGAUGUUACUCCAAAAAAUGUUAUCAUGAAAACUGCAACCAACCUUUAGAAGAAUACCGAUUCUACCUAGCCUUUGAGAACUCACUGUGCACUGAUUAUGUCACUGAAAAAUACUGGGAUGCUAUAAGUAGGGAUCAAAUUCCAAUUGUUAACUGGGAUUAUCAGCACGUGAAAAAUGUAGUUAUUCCUAAUUCUUUUAUCAGCGUCCAUGACUUUGGAGACAUCAAGUCUUUCGUUGAAUACUUAGAACAGGUGAUGACAAAUGAAACUCUUUACAAUAGUUAUUUCGACUGGCGGCGCCACUUCCGGGUUGAGCGGCGCUGCUCUAGUUGCCUGCUUUGCCAGGCCCUUUACUCGGAUAUCUCGAGACAGAUUGUGGCCGACCUAGAAGGCUGGGUACGCGCGGACAUAUGUCCCAAAGUACAGGAGUUGAAUAAGCUGGUGUUGAAUAUCGAUCAACGACUCUUUGAGUGGGGAAUAUGAUCCACUAAUGUCAGUAGUCUAUGGACUUGGCAUUCUGCUGAACUAUCGACCGAUAUAGACGUUUAAAGUGUAACUAUGAACGGGUGGAUGUUCCAAAUGAUCCCACCACAUGCGACUGUUCUGUGAUUUCCGUAUUGGUUCGGGAAAGAACAUUCGAAGUAAUGCACCAGUAAUACCCCGGAUUUUGGGAUGUGUUGAGUUCACAAAACAACUAUAUAAUGCCUUCACACUUAAAAUAUUCUUCCUGUAAAGCUAAAUUUCCCAAGUAAACAAUUCACUAAAGAAGCCAAAAUUGUUUAUGAUAAAAAUACUAAAUAUUUCAAAGAAAUACUGUGAACAGUACUUUGCUAUCUAUUUGCAACAUGGUGCACAUGAAUUAUUACUUCCGAGUUACAUAAGUAUAAAGGGAUGGUGGCAUGAAAUAUUGAUGACUUAGUGCAUGUGUUUUACAUGCACAUCAACUUCAGAGAAGAUCAAAGAGAUAUGACGAUGAUGGAAUUAUGUCGAAAAUCGAUCGUUUACGAUUGAGUUAGUCAAUAGUCGAUUGCAUAAUCACUGGAUCGAUGUUUUCUACCAGGCUGUUAGUCAUAAAAAUUGGAAAAAUAUAUUGGAACAACACUAUACGUUAUUUUGUAUUCAGCUUAUAACCUCAAGCUUAAAUACAAUUGAAUUAAAACACGUUUCCGAACCUUUCAUUUCGAUUUCAUCAUAAAAAAAUCAUCGAUGGCCUAACUGUAAUUUUCGGUGAUCGAUUAUAUCUUUUGAUCGAUUUUCAAAUCAUGAAAGAUCGUCGGAUUUCUAAAACUGAAUUCCGAGAUUGAGUGUGAUUAUAGCUAUUGUCGAAAUGGUGAAUAUGCAAUGAGUUAUUAGCUGUAAAUACGCGUAUUGUGGAAUUUUGAUUGAAUGGCUUUGUUUGUUGACACUGUAAACGUUGAAGCAACAUUAUCCCUUUCUUCAAGUGUCUGUUCAAACAGAAUACUUCAUGUAUAUGAGCUCAUUGUAUUUAAACAGGAUGGUACGAAAGUCAAGUUGGCGUGAGAAAACUUCCCGGUUUAUUUGUAAUUAUGUAUUUAUUGCUCAACCGCAAACUAUUUAUUUACACUCGCGCGUUUGUUCUUGUGUUAUAUGAAUGCCAUCGGAAAUGAAUUUCAUUUCCUUUUAGUAUGUCCAAAAUAUCUACGAAAACAAUUCUUUAAACCAUACUUUUGCCAUUGGCCAACAAAACAAAAGUUUAUUACCCCUUUGUUCUCAGACAACGAUAAAAACAAUGCACAUUGUUCGUAAAUAUUUAUAUCAUGCAUUUUUGUUACGAUCGAGAACCUAAUUUUCACUGGCGUUAAUAACACGUUUCAGCAAAGUAGAACUGUUUCCGUCACAGUGUUAAUAUACUAAACACAGUUUUAUUUUGAACUUUUCAGGUAGUUCAUUAUUGAAUGAUGCUUCCAAAUUAAUAUCUUAUACUUCCUGAAUUGUUUGCACUGAGAUACACAGAAAAUGGGGUUUUGUAAGGGGUGAAAUCCAGGCAACAAUAAACAAUUGUAUGCCUGAUUUUUCUUGAAAUUGUGUGAUAACCUACUUAAAAGAUUGUUCCAAAAAAAAAUUUUUAAACAUAGUUUGAAAAAAUUGUGAAUGUAAACAUUUAUAACAUUAUGAUAAUAGAGUUUCUGAUUUUCGAUUUUCCCUAAUGUAAUUGUACAG
Molecule: messenger RNA, 2978 nt
Organism: Mya arenaria
Lineage: Eukaryota; Metazoa; Mollusca; Bivalvia; Myida; Myidae
Product: 3-galactosyl-N-acetylglucosaminide 4-alpha-L-fucosyltransferase FUT3-like
Exons: 3
Coding region: 93-1280 (395 amino acids)
Cellular component (GO): membrane
Molecular function (GO): alpha-(1->3)-fucosyltransferase activity
Source: RefSeq, a predicted model, not a curated record